UUAGUGAGUUUAGCUGGUUAAGAUAUUUUGAAACAUUGUUGCCAUUAAUGUAGAUGUCGCCCAGGCCUAUAAUUUAAUUGUAUUUGCUGAAUGCUAUUAAAACCUAUCGCACGGUUUGUGGUUGUAUGCAUGUAAACGUGAGGAUCUGAUUCAUUGUUGUCUGAUCAGCUCUUAACGGACUGAAAUGAGUUUAUUCGGGACGAACACGGGCUUUGGGUCUGGGGGAACAGGUGUAUUUGGCAGCACCACCACAGAUAGUCAUAAUCCAAUGAAGGAUGUUGAAGUAACAUCGCCACCUGAUGACAGCAUAAGCUGCUUGGCAUUCAGUCCUCCUACGAUGCCUGGAAACUUUCUCGUUGGAGGCUCGUGGGCCAAUGACGUGCGGUGCUGGGAGGUUCAAGAUAAUGGUCAAACUGUCCCUAAAGCCCAGCAGAUGCACACAGGCCCGGUGCUGGAUGUCUGCUGGAGUGAUGAUGGCAGUAAAGUAUUUACAGCCUCCUGUGACAAAACUGCCAAGAUGUGGGAUCUGAACAGCAAUCAGACCAUUCAGAUAGCGCAACAUGAAGGCCCGAUCAAGACAAUUCACUGGAUAAAAGCACCGAACUACACCUGUAUUAUGAGUGGCAGCUGGGACAAAACACUAAAGUUUUGGGAUACACGUUCCCCAAACCCCAUGAUGUCCCUGCAGAUGCCAGAGAGGUGUUACUGUGCAGAUGUGGUAUAUCCAAUGGCUGUUGUAGCCACUGCAGAACGUGGUCUUAUUGUUUACCAGUUGGAAAAUCAGCCUUCAGAGUUUCGACGUAUAGAGUCUCCUCUGAAGCAUCAGCACCGCUGUGUGGCUAUCUUUAAGGACAAGCAGAGUAAACCUACUGGUUUUGCACUGGGCAGCAUUGAGGGCCGAGUUGCCAUUCACUACAUAAACCCACCUAACCCAGCCAAGGACAAUUUCACCUUUAAGUGCCACAGGUCAAACGGAACCAAUACUGCCACACCCCAAGAUAUUUAUGCUGUAAAUGCUAUCUCCUUUCACCCUGUCCAUGGCACUCUGGCGACAGUAGGCUCUGAUGGGCGCUUCAGUUUCUGGGAUAAAGAUGCUCGCACUAAGCUGAAGACCUCUGAACAAUUAGAUCAACCAAUAACAGCCUGUUGCUUCAAUAACAAUGGGAACAUAUUUGCCUAUGCCUCCAGCUAUGACUGGUCUAAGGUACAUUAUCAGUGUCUGUUUAACAUUUGUAUAUUACCAGUAGGUGGCGAUAUGCAAUAAGAACGCAAAUCACCAUUAAAAGGAUAGUUAUAUGGA
Molecule: messenger RNA, 1300 nt
Organism: Megalobrama amblycephala (Wuchang bream)
Lineage: Eukaryota; Metazoa; Chordata; Actinopteri; Cypriniformes; Xenocyprididae
Gene: rae1
Product: ribonucleic acid export 1
Exons: 11
Coding region: 185-1264 (359 amino acids)
Biological process (GO): transcription-dependent tethering of RNA polymerase II gene DNA at nuclear periphery; RNA export from nucleus
Cellular component (GO): nuclear pore
Molecular function (GO): ubiquitin binding; RNA binding
Source: RefSeq, a predicted model, not a curated record